This is a messenger RNA of Anopheles bellator, 2452 nucleotides long. RefSeq names its product organic cation transporter protein. Gene Ontology annotation, biological process: transmembrane transport. The record is from RefSeq and is a predicted model, not a curated record. NCBI's taxonomy places the organism in Eukaryota, Metazoa, Arthropoda, Insecta, Diptera, Culicidae. Gene Ontology annotation, molecular function: transmembrane transporter activity. The transcript is spliced from 7 exons. The coding region runs from base 75 to 2138 and encodes 687 amino acids. Gene Ontology annotation, cellular component: membrane.
GUGUUUGUCAGGAUCUUGCAAGGAUCACAGUGCUCGCGCCAGUGGUUGGUGUCAAUGUGACCGCAGCGUGUAGAAUGAAACGACAUUAUUACGUGCAGAGAAUGAACAGCGAGGAACGGUUCGGAGUGCCCGGUGAUGCGCCCGGCAUUUACACGGUGACGGUGCCGCGGCUGGAAGUGUCCUUCCCGGUGCUGACCGCUGCUCCGGGGCCCGUCUGCCCGCCCCAGCAGCACGGUCCCACGGUGGACUUCGGGACGGUCAAUAUCUACCAAACGGCACUCGGGCCCUCGAAGGCCGGGGCCGAUGGGCCGCUGGGCGCCUCGAAGGUACCGAUGGUGGCCACUGUGGACGAUAAGAGUGAUAACGCCAGCGACGUCACCGGUAACCUCGCCGAUGAUGACGACAACACCGAUAUCAUCUCCGACUACAUCGGCCACUACGGCCGGUGGCAGUUCGGCUGGACGUUCGUGUUGUGCCUGUUCCAGAUUCCCACCACGUUCCACAUCUUUUGUUUGGUGUUUCAGGCCGCCAACCGUGAGUUCUGGUGCGCCCGACCGGAACACCUGGCGACCGUGCCACUCGCCGUGUGGCGCAACCUUACCCAGCCCGACGGCCAGUGCAGCUUCCGGGCGGACGCCCCGUACGAGCGGCUCACGCUGGACAGCUUCUUCGAGUACUUCGCGAGCUUCACGAACGGCACCGCGAACGAUCUGCCACCGGCGGCGGUGGCCGGCGGAUGUCCGGCCUACGAAUACGACGACUCGAUUUUCGGCCAAACGAUCGUGGCCGAGUUUGGGCUCGUCUGUGACCGGGCGUACCUGGUGAGCCUCGUGGAGUUGAGCUUCUUGGCCGGCGCUGCCCUCGGCAGUGUCGGCAGUGGCUGGAUCAGCGACCAGUUCGGGCGUCGCCACACGCUGAUGGGCUUCGCACUGGCCCAGGCCGUCACCGGACUGGCGCUCGGAUUCGUGAGCUCACUGGAGCUCUACAUGGCACUGCGGGUGGUGCUCGGAUUCGCCUCGAUGUCGGUCGCCGUCGUGAGCUUCGUGUUGGUGGUCGAACUGGUGAGCGGCCGGUACCGGACGAUCAUCGGCAUCCUCAACAUACUUCCGGUGGCCUUGGCCUACAUCCUGGCGGCCGGCAUCGCGUACGUAACGCGCGACUGGCGCACGAUGCAGUUCGCCAUCACGCUGCCGGGCCUGGCGCUGGUUGGUCUGUGGUGCCGCUGCCCCGAGUCGCCCCGCUGGCUGCUGGCCAAGGGUCGGCUCGAUGAACUCUACCAGCUGCUCGAGCGGGCCACGAGCUGCAACGGGCUUGGGCCGCUUCCCGACCACUGCCGCAAAUCCCUGGUGGCCGCGGCCAGUACUGGUGCGGGAGUCGAAGGCACGGAACCCGAGGCUGCCGUCUCCGUUGGCGACGUGUUCCGGCGGAAGUUCGUACGGACCACGCUGGUAAUGAUCGUCGUCUGGUUUGGCAUCAUCCUGAUCUACUUCGGCGUCACGCUUCACUUGAGCAACCUCGGCGGGGACAUCUACAUCAACACGGUCAUUGCCGGUUCGGUGGAAUCGAUUGCCAUCUGCCUCAGUAUCGUGGUCGUGCUGAAGCUCGGGCUUCGUAUUAAUUUAUUCCUCUACAUGGUCAUCGCCGGUCUGUCCUGCAUCGUGAUGAACUUUGUCCCGGAUGGCAACCUAUGGCUGAUUAUAACGCUGGCGAUGAUAGUCAAGUGCUGCGUCGGGGCCUGCAACGCCAUCAUCCCAACGUUUACCGCCUACCAAUACCCGACCACCAUGCGCAACCUUGGUGUCGGCGUAGGGAAUUUUGCGGCCGGCGUCGCCCUCAUCAUCGUCCCGUACCUGUGGCUGCUGGAACACUAUGAUCAGUAUCUGCCGAUGACGAUCAUGGGUGUUUUCAGCAUCGUGGGUGCUCUUUCGCUGGCCGUGCUGAAGGAUAAACUGAGCCCCAAGUACCGACAACGGCGGCAAGCUAAACUAUCGGCCAAAAAGUCAAGCCUCAACAACGAGCACGCUCUGCUCGCCGAAUUAUCUACUUUUAGGCGCAUCGAAACGCACUUCCCGCGGCCCGCCGAAGAAACCGGAAUCAGCAACAUUGGAUUCGCUCACAACGAAAGCAUAUUUCUCUAGGACUUCGGCACGUUGGUUGGCGGAUAAUGUAACCCUAUAGCGUAGAUGGGGAAGUAGAACGAGAGAGCUAAAUACUAGGGUGUGCUCUCGAAGGACAACGAUCGCACGCUCGGCAUCGGGACACACAGGAUUGUGAUAACUUAUUCUAACUUGGGGCAACAGUAGUAUUCGGAGAGUGCCAGCGCGGCGCUCUUCAGGCAAUUGGCGAUCGCAACGCGAUGCGAUUGUAUCUAUUGCCAACAACUAGUAUUAACACCGAGCCGCGGUGGCCACAUUAGCAUAAAGGAUUUUUGUUCACAACGAACAUUUGUUGU